UCCUCAACUGGGGCAUCGCAGGAGGCAGAGAGGCUGCAGGAGAGGCUGGCAGAGAGACAUCCAGACGUGCACCAGAUCCGGAACCUCGGAGCCCUCGGCAUCCUUUGCAAGCUAGGAUUUUCUCUGUGGAGGAAAGAAGGAAGGAAGGGAGCAGGAGGACCAGCAGGGAUCUGUCCUACGGCCCCAGAAAUGGUCCCGUGAAGGAAGAGGACCCUGGAGACCCCCCAGAGUCCCUGGAGCCCUUUGGAGCUGCUCUGCCAGACAGAGGAAGGAUGGAGACACCCCCUGUGCCCAAGGAGGGGAGCAGAAAAGGCCCUGCGGCUCUUCAGCCUGGGAACUGUAGGGAGAGCUGGACCAGAACCAGGCAGAAGGUCCUGCAGGAGGGAACCAGCCUCCCCUCUGAAGUUCAGCCCUGGAGCUCCAUCCAAUACCGGGAGGCUGAGGAUCCCCGAGGACUUUGCAGCCGACUCCAUGACUUGUGCAGGCGAUGGCUGAACCCAGGAAAACACAGCAAAGCCCAGAUGCUGGACCUGGUGGUUCUGGAGCGGUUCCUGGCUCUCCUGCCUCCAGAGAUGGAGGGCUGGGUGCGGGAGUGUGGAGCAGAGAGCAGUUCCCAGGCGGUGGCCCUGGCGGAAGGCUUCCUCCUGAGCCAGGCGGAAGAGCAGAAGGAGCAGCUCCAGUGGCAGAAGUGCUGCACUGUGGAGAUCAGAGAUCCUGAGGGAAAGAAGAACCCAUCAAAUCCCCCUCAGGAGCUAUUUUUCAGAUGCAUUCCUUGGGAGGAUCAAAGUCAGGAGACCUCAGGAGAGAAACAAAGAAUGAAGUUUCCUGGUUUUUAUGAUGGAGAUCAAACAGCAGUUGAGCCUCCAAAACAAGAAGGUCUUGUGUCCUUCGAGGAGGUGGCUGUGUAUUUCUCUGAGGAGGAAUGGUCUCAGUUGGAUCCUGACCAGAAAGCGCUGCAUUCGGAAGUCAUGCUUGAAAACCAUAGGAACGUGGUCUCUCUGGGUAAUAAUGGGCAGGAGAAUCAAGAUUCCUAUGAACUGUUCCAAGUGAUCAAUGCUAAAGGUGGAACGGAGAAGUUUGGAAUUCGAAUGGAAUUCGAAAACCAUGAGAAAAACCAGUCAAAGAAUUGGCAUCAGGAAAGCUCAUCUUCCACUGAUGCUCUGAUGCAAGACUUUCUUGCCCAAGAAGAAAAAAUAAGGAAAAAAUAUACUGGAAAAAGUGUGAAGCUAAUCAAAGCUGAAGUACAAGUAAAUGAACACUAUUUAACCCAAAACACAGGAGAUGAUGCUAUAAGAAGAUACAACGGACAAAAUUACAAUGGGAGAUUCAUUCUUUCUCAUGGGAAUAAUUUCCUUACAUCUCAAAAAGCGAUUGAUACAAAAGAGAAGCCUUAUAAAUGUUUGGAAUGUGGAAAAUGUUUUAGAAGAAGCACACAACUUACUAUCCAUAAGAGGACCCACUUGGGAGUGAAACCAUAUAAAUGCAUAGAGUGUGGAAAGACCUUUGCGUGGAGCAGUAGCCUUAGAAACCACAAAACAUUCCACACAGGAGAGAAACCCUAUAAAUGCAUGGAAUGUGAAAAGACGUUUACUCGUAGCAGUGGCCUUAGAAGUCACAAAAAGAUCCACUCAGGAGAGAAACUGUAUAAAUGCACAGAGUGUGGAAAGAAGUUUACUCAGAGCAGUUCCCUUAGAAAUCACAAAAGAUUCCACACAGGAGAAAAACCAUAUAAAUGCAUGGAGUGUGGAAAGACAUUUACUCGUAGCAGUGGCCUUGGAAGCCACAAAAAGAUCCACUCAGGAGAGAAACCCUAUAAAUGCAUGGAGUGUGGAAAGACCUUUGCUAAGAACAGUGACCUAAGAAUACACAAAAGAAUCCACACAGGAGAGAAACCAUUUAAAUGCAUAGAGUGUGGAAAGACCUUUGCUCAAAAGUAUAAUCUUACUUCCCAUAAAAUCAUCCACACAGGAGAGAAGCCAUUUAAGUGCAUGGUGUGUGGAAAGACCUUUGCUUGGAGAAUGAGCCUUAGACGCCACAAACAGAUCCACUCAGGAGAGAACCCCUAUGAAUGCACAGAGUGUGGAAAGUCGUUUACUCAAAGCAGUUCCCUUAGAAACCACAAAAGAUUCCACACAGGAGAAAAACCCUAUCAGUGCAUGGAGUGUGGAAAGACGUUUACUCGUAGCAGUGGCCUUAGAAGUCACAAAAAGAUCCACUCAGGAGAGAAACCCUAUAAAUGCACAGAGUGUGGAAAGAUCUUUGCUAAUAACAGUGACCUAAGAAUACACAAAAGAAUCCACACAGGAGAGAAACCAUAUAAAUGCAUGGAGUGUGGAAAGACGUUUACUCAUAGCAGUGACCUAAGAAUACACAAAAGGAUCCACACAGGAGAGAAACCAUAUAAAUGCAUGGAGUGUGGAAAGACCUUUGCUCAAAGAGGUCAUCUUAUUUCUCAUAAGAUGAUCCACACAGGAGAGAAACCAUAUAAAUGCAUGGAGUGUGGAAAGACCUUUGCUCAAAGAGGUCAUCUUAUUUCUCAUAAGAUGAUCCACACAGGAGAGAAGCCGUAUAAAUGCAUGGAGUGUGGAAAGACGUUUUCUCAGAGCAGUGACCUAAGAAUCCACAAAAGAAUCCACACAGGAGAGAAACCUUAUAAAUGCAUGGAGUGUGGAAAGACGUUUACUCAUAGCAGUGGCCUUAGAAACCACAAAAAGCUCCACUCAGGAGAGAAACUAUAUAAAGAUCCUCCUACUCAAGUGAAGCUCCUUCUCCUUCCCCAGAGCCCCAUUCCUCCAGCUCUGCCAGGAGCAAACUCUGAACGGGGAUCAUGGGGGCCCUGAUAGGAGUGGACUUCCUCCCUGUGGGGCUCUUCUCCUACCUGAAGAGCAAGAAAGCAAUUUCUGUCCAACCUCCAGCAGCCGUCAUGGAUUAAUUCUGCUCUCCGAUGCAAAAGGAUAUUUUUUCUUUAGUGGCUGAUGAUUCUUUCUCCUGUUUGCAACCUCUGAAAAAAUGGAGGCUGAAGGUGGCAACUCCCCUCAU
This is a messenger RNA of Pseudonaja textilis, 3039 nucleotides long. Lineage: Eukaryota; Metazoa; Chordata; Lepidosauria; Squamata; Elapidae. The record is from RefSeq and is a predicted model, not a curated record.